AUGCAGACUGCCAGAGAGAGGGGAGCUGAUAUACUGCUUUUCAGUGAGCAGUAUAGGAAGCCAGAAUCCUCUGUCUGGUUUGAGGAUGCAUCAAAGGGAUCAGGUAUUCAAAUAUGUAACCCGGACAUCGCCAUCGGUGACUUUCUGGAGACCGAUAGGGGGUUCGUUUGGAUAGAGGUGGCCGAGGUACGUGUUUACAGCUGCUACUUCUCUCCAAAUGAUCCCCUCAAAAAGUUCGAGGCCGAGGUUCAGGCUUUUGAAGAAAGCAUUAAAGCUUUCGGCGGGGAUGUCCUCAUUGCGGGAGACUUUAAUAGUAAGUCGCCGGAAUGGGGGGAGACCCGUUUAGACAAGAGGGGAACCUUGGUGUCGGACAUGGUUGCAGCAAACGACUUGGUGGUGAUGAACCGGGGACGAGAGUUCACGUUCAGACGCGGGGUAUCAGGGUCCAUCAUUGAUUUGACAAUUGCGUCGCCCCGCGUGGCCCGUAGAUUCGCGCGGUGGAAGGUGCUGGACGAAACGACUAUGAGUGACCACCAGUACAUAGAGUUUAUAGUCGCUGAGAAAAAUCCGAGAGGGAACAUUAGGCCGCAUAUUGGUCACAAGAGUCCCUCCUGGAAUCUCAGACGGCUAAAUAGGGAGAAGUUGGUGGAGUCACUAGCCGAUGCUCGGGCUAUACACGAGUUAGGCUAG
Leptopilina heterotoma is the source of this 690-nucleotide messenger RNA. RefSeq lists its product as uncharacterized. Bases 1 to 690 code for a protein of 229 amino acids. The record is from RefSeq and is a predicted model, not a curated record. NCBI's taxonomy places the organism in Eukaryota, Metazoa, Arthropoda, Insecta, Hymenoptera, Figitidae. The transcript has a single exon. Gene Ontology annotation, molecular function: catalytic activity.